This is a messenger RNA of Cuscuta campestris, 1616 nucleotides long. The record is from the annotation of a GenBank genome assembly. Lineage: Eukaryota; Viridiplantae; Streptophyta; Magnoliopsida; Solanales; Convolvulaceae.
CGCCGCCGCCGCCGCACCAUCAUCUCAUUCUCUCUUUCUCUCUCGCCGUGACGAUUAUCCCAUAAUUUUGAUUCCCACUCCAAAACCUAGACUCGCAUAAGUUGCGGAUAUAAUCGUUUCUUCCUUGUCGCCAACAGCAAUAGGAUAAUACGUAAUAUCGAGAUUUAUUUUUUAUUGUAGGAUUAUUUUUUCUGAAACCCUAAUUGCGAGAGGUAUAGAGGGAGAGAGAGAUAGAGAGGAGAGAUGGCGCAGAAUGGGCAGGGAAUAGAGCCCGCUCUUUUGGAUGAUAUAAUCAAUCGGCUAUUGGAGUUCAGAAACGCCAGGACCGUACGGCAGGUUCAACUCUCGGAGAACGAGAUCCGCGCUCUCUGUAAUGCUUCCAGAGAAAUCUUCCUACAGCAGCCCAAUCUCUUGGAGCUCGAAGCCCCCAUUAAGAUCUGCGGUGACAUUCAUGGGCAAUAUAGUGACCUUUUGAGGCUUUUUGAAUAUGGUGGGUUUCCUCCUGAUGCCAAUUAUUUGUUCUUAGGGGACUAUGUAGACCGUGGAAAGCAGAGUUUGGAAACAAUAUGCCUUCUACUUGCAUACAAAAUCAAGUACCCUGAGAACUUCUUUCUGUUAAGGGGGAAUCACGAGUGUGCUUCAAUCAACCGGAUAUACGGGUUCUAUGAUGAAUGCAAGCGUCGAUUUAAUGUCAGAAUAUGGAAAACUUUCACUGAGUGCUUCAACUGUCUCCCAGUAGCUGCUCUCAUCGAUGAUAAAAUACUUUGCAUGCAUGGUGGUCUUUCUCCAGAUCUAACAAGUUUAGACCAAAUUAGGAACUUACCUCGCCCAACAGAUGUUCCAGACUCGGGGUUGCUUUGCGAUUUACUUUGGUCAGAUCCCAGUAGAGAGAUUAAAGGCUGGGGAAUGAAUGAUCGGGGUGUUUCAUACACUUUUGGUUCUGAUAAGGUAGCAGAAUUCUUGAUGCAGCAUGAUAUGGACCUUGUUUGCCGUGCACAUCAGGUUGUGGAAGAUGGAUAUGAGUUUUUUGCUGAUAGGCAGCUCGUAACUAUAUUUUCUGCUCCCAACUACUGUGGUGAAUUUGAUAAUGCUGGUGCAGUAAUGAGUGUUGAUGAAAGUCUCAUGUGCUCUUUCCAGAUUUUAAGGCCAACAGAUAGAAGGCCUAGGUUCUUAUAAAAUUCAAGUUCCUUGGUGCUAGCGUAUUCUUAUUAGGACCAAAGAUAUGUAACAUAUUCUGUGGGGAAUAAAUGGCGGACCGAGUGCGGAUGCUGGUUUUUGAAAAGAACAAGCAGUGAAUGUGUUGUUGAUUGGAGGGAUGAGUAUACUGUUUUAACUUUUCCAAGUGUUUGUAUUUGUGGGGUGGAAAUUUUUAUGACUCUUAACUGCUGUGUUAGUUUUUUUUGGGUGCCAUUGUUCCCCCAAAAACCCAAGAGACUGAGAGAAAUAAUGACAGAUCUAAAGUAUAGAAACAGUGUGUUUUUAUUGUGGAACUGCUGUCCAGAACAAUGUGCCCAUACAUAUAAAUAGAGGACUAAACAACACAACCAUUACAAAUAGACACAACAGUUUCUAACCAACACAUCUGUUGGAAACUGUCAUAAAACUGCCUGUAACUA